CAUACAUCGUGCUGUGAAAAGGCGUCGUCGCAUUUGGCGGUUCUUUUGUGAAUGGGGAAGGCUUAAGGAGGGGCUGCUGGGGGUCACCGUGACAUCGCCACAUCAAAUCCAGUUGCCCACACAGUUGCCUCGCUGUGUAACCUUCUGGACUGACUGAGUGACUCCGUGCGCGUCUCUUUGGCGCGCUACUGUGGGCUGUGCGCCGACACUAUGAAAUGAAGAAAACUCAGCUUCUGAAGAGAAGAGCGCUAUUUAGAAGGACGCACAUGGAAACAGGAGAUAUCGCUUGAUCUACUAAACCUCCAAAAUGGCUAGAAAUACUUCUCUUUAUUUUCGGAUUGUAGAGGGCAGGAAUCUCCCAGCCAAAGACGUGUCUGGAACAAGUGACCCUUACUGCAUUGUUAAAGUUGACAAUGAAGUUGUGGCCAGGACAGCCACUGUGUGGAAGAACCUUAAUCCUUUCUGGGGUGAGGAGUACACGCUGCACCUCCCGAUGGGAUUUCACUCGCUGUCUUUUCAUGUCAUGGAUGAAGACACGAUUGGCCAUGAUGAUGUGAUUGGCAAGAUUACUUUGACCAAGGAAGCUAUUGGAUCUCAAGCUAAAGGUUUGGACAGCUGGCUGAACUUGACAAGGGUUGACCCAAAUGAAGAAGUUCAAGGGGAGAUCCGCCUUAGUCUGGUCCUGCUCAAACACUCAGAGAAGAUCAGCCUGAGAUGUCAAGUCAUUGAAGCCAGAGAUCUUGCCCCUAGAGACACCUCUGGCACCUCUGAUCCUUUUGCAAGAGUCAUCUUUAAUAACCACAGCGCAGAGACCUCGAUUAUUAAAAAGACGCGGUUUCCUCACUGGGGGGAAACUCUGGAGCUGGAGCUUGACCCAGAGGAGUUGUGUGAAGAGGGGCCUAUCACUGUGGAAGUGUGGGACUGGGACAUGGUUGGCAAGAAUGACUUUUUGGGGAAAGUGGAAAUCCCCUCGCCGUGUUUGCACAAGUCGCCUCAUCUGGAGGGCUGGUUUCGUUUGCUGCCCCUGGGAAACAAUGAGGUUGAUGCUGGUGGUAAACUCGGGGCGCUGCGUCUCAAAGUGCGUUUGGUGGAGGACCGUAUUUUGCCCUCAGUGUAUUAUACACCUCUUAUUGACCUUUUGGUUGAGUCAGUCAUCUCUCCUACAGACGUGGAGGAGACUAGUGCUCUCACCAUGCUGGAGGAAGUGACCACAGUAGAGAGCCGUCAGGAUGUGGCCAUGACGCUGGUGAAGAUUUACCUGGGCCAAGGCCUCGUGGUGCCAUUCUUGGAUUACCUCAACACCCGCGAGGUCAACCACACAACUGAUCCUAACACAUUAUUUCGGUCCAAUUCUCUUGCCUCCAAAGCAAUGGAACAAUUCAUGAAGGCUGUUGGCAUGCUCUAUCUUCAUGAAGUCCUGAAGCCAAUCAUCAACCGGAUCUUUGAUGAGAAGAAGUACAUUGAACUGGAUCCAUGCAAGAUUGACUUGAACAGACUUAGGCGAAUAUCCUUUAAGGGUGGCAUGUCUGAGGCUGAGGUGAGGGACAGCAGUGUGGAGAUGCUGCAGAUUUAUUUAACCAGCAUCAUCGACUCCAUCGUGAACUCAGUCGAUCAGUGUCCGCCCGUCAUGAGAGUGGCCUUCAAGCAACUGCACAAGAGGGUCGAGGAGCAAUUUACUGAACCUGAGAACGAGGAUGUGAAAUAUUUGGCCAUCAGUGGAUUCUUCUUCCUUCGUUUUUUUGCUCCUGCGAUCCUGACACCGAAACUGUUUCAGCUGAGGGACCAACAUGCUGACACCCGCACAAGCCGAACACUGUUACUAUUAGCCAAGGCUUUGCAAAGUGUUGGAAACUUGGGUCUUCAGCUAGGCCAUGGGAAGGAGCAGUGGAUGGUACCCUUACACCCCAUUAUCCUCCACAGUGUGGCUUCAGUCAAAGACUUUCUGGACAAGUUAAUUGAUAUUGACCAUGACACAGUGUCGGAGGUCCCACAGAGGGCUGUUUUUAUGCCCUCGGUCACAGUCAAAGAGGGCUACCUGCAGAAAUAUAAAACUGAAGGACCACAGCUGUUGUCCAGGUUUGCCUUUAAGAAACGGUAUUUCUGGUUGACCAGCGAGACUCUCUCCUAUGCCAAGACAUCGGACUGGCAAGUGCGCUCUUCAAUUCCCAUUCAGUGUGUCUGUGCCGUGGAGAGAGUGGAUGAAAAUGCCUUUCAGCAACAAAACGUGAUGCAGGUCGUCACCCAGGACAACGACGGACAGCUGCACACAAUAUACAUCCAGUGCAAGAAUGUCAAUGAGUUAAACCAGUGGCUGUCAGCAAUCAGAAAAGUCAGUAUCUAUAAUGAACGGAUGCUGCCCUCUUUCCACCCGGGAGCUCAUCGCAGUGGCAAGUGGACGUGCUGUCUGCAAACAGACCGAAAUGUUACAGGCUGCAGUCGGACUCACUCUGCUGUUACCCUCGGUGAUUGGAGUGACCCUCUGGACCCUGAUGUAGAAACCCAAACCAUUUACAAGCAGCUACUCCAGGGCAAGGACAAACUCAGGAAGAAAUAUCUGGAGAUUUCAGAAGCUGAUCAGAAGACAAGCAAUAAAGAAAAGAAGAUCAACUCAGAAGGUGCACAGUGCAACGUGAAGUCAAAAACAGGUCUAAGUGUCCCUGUCCGUCUGUUGGCGGUGAUCACAGAUUUGGAAAAGGCUCAUAACGCGUUCCAGCGCCGAGAGAAGGAGGACCCCAACUGUGUCAUACUUAACCACUAAAGCCCAGUCUGCCCUAAGACACUGCACAACUGAGGGUUUAAUGCACUGUCCCAUAUCUGAACCUAUGAACAUGAUCUUUGAGUAUCUCAAGAUCUCUAGACAACAUUUCAGUGAAUUCUCCCCAAAGAGACAGACAUCCCUAUACUCACUGCCACCAGCUGCCAAAAGAGGGAGUGAUGAUGACACACAAUCAUAAAGGGGACUUUGAAGCAAGAUCUAACAUGAUACUUUAUGUAGAUAACAAGCUAUCUGUUGCAUGCCCCAGUCCACUUAUUAUAUGUGAAAAUAAUCUUUUAUACUGUAUAUGGACAUUGUACAGGACACAAGUCUGUUUUUAUGCAAAGCAAAGCUUUUUGUUUUAGUGUAAUGUACAGUUUGUAAAGCAUCUUUUGAAUAUUGCUUUUUAUGAUUUUUAUUUUAUUUUAUAAAUAAUUUUAAUUGAUCACAUGGAUGUAGCAUUUCAGUCUAUAGUCAGACCACCCGGUCAUAGUGUACACUGUAAUGCUUUUGUUUGGUGCUAUUACUUAAGCUAGUGCUUUUCAAAUGCAGUUCAAUUUUCAUCUGCUUGAUUGGUGUUUUUCUAGUUUAGGAUAAAUUGUGGAAGCCAUUGCGAAUGUUUUAUGGGUAACAUUUACCUUAAAGUGCAUCAUCGUUAUAUAAUGUAUGUGCCACUGUAAAUGGCUUAUGUCUUCAUGUUUGAUAUGCCAAUUUCAAGAAGAUAAGGCAUUUUUUGAACAGUUUCAUAUGUUAACUGUAGAUGUGCAACUCAAUUAAUUAAACUAAUGUGGAAAAAAGUUUUACCCAAAAGUUUAUCAUUUUAGAUACAUUUGUAUAUAUUGUUUGGAGAGACUACAUUUUAAGCCAUAACAAUAGUUCCAUUUAUAAUAAAGCACUGCACUACCCAAAUCUAUGUUUAUAUUUUGAAUUUAAAGCUAUUGAAUGUAACUACUACUGUACUUUUAUUUAUUUCUAAGACAAAGUCCCAACAUGAAUUGUAAAUCAAUUUUAGGCCUGUGAACACACAAUGAAUGUAAUGUUGGCACAGUCUGUUGAUGUUGUUUUCCUUUAAAAAGGUAAGAUUGUAAAUACAUUAACUUCAAGAUGAAGAAGUGACAAUCAAAAGACAACAAUGAAUAUAAUGCUUUAGGAGUGUAUUAUUUUGCCUUGAAUUAUU
Molecule: messenger RNA, 3932 nt
Organism: Boleophthalmus pectinirostris (great blue-spotted mudskipper)
Lineage: Eukaryota; Metazoa; Chordata; Actinopteri; Gobiiformes; Gobiidae
Product: rasGAP-activating-like protein 1
Exons: 22
Coding region: 308-2758 (816 amino acids)
Biological process (GO): regulation of GTPase activity; cellular response to calcium ion; negative regulation of Ras protein signal transduction
Molecular function (GO): GTPase activator activity
Source: RefSeq, a predicted model, not a curated record